Messenger RNA from Hylaeus volcanicus, 1918 nucleotides. RefSeq names its product pyruvate kinase PKM-like. The coding region runs from base 1 to 1680 and encodes 559 amino acids. NCBI's taxonomy places the organism in Eukaryota, Metazoa, Arthropoda, Insecta, Hymenoptera, Colletidae. Gene Ontology annotation, cellular component: cytoplasm. The transcript is spliced from 9 exons. Gene Ontology annotation, biological process: glycolytic process. Gene Ontology annotation, molecular function: magnesium ion binding; pyruvate kinase activity; potassium ion binding. The record is from RefSeq and is a predicted model, not a curated record.
AUGAUUUGCUCUAGAGAACUAGCACCUAUAGCUAAAAGGACAAAUGGUCACCGAUUGCCAUGGGUACAGCUUGAAGAUUAUGCUUUAACCGACAACCAGAUACAAGCAGCUCAUCAAAAUACUCUCCUUGAACAUAAUACACGACUCGAUGUAGCUUCCAGGCCUAAUCUAGCGAGGCUCACCAGAAUUAUGGUUACUUUGGGCAUUGCAAAUUCUCAUCCCGACGCCGUCGUUAACAUGAUGACGACGGGCGCAAACAUGGUUCGUUUGAACAUGUCUCAUCAAAAGGAGAAGUGGCAUGCAAUCACCACGCAAUCCAUCAGAGACGCUGGGAACAAAAUGUACGAGCUCACCAGCGAGAUUUACCCGUUGGGUAUUGCGAUGAACCUUCAGGGUCCUGAGAUAAGGACUGGUAUAUUCCGUGGUGAUAAGAACAGCAUAGGCUACGCUGAACUGAAGGAAGGACAUGCAGUGAAACUGGUAACGGACGAUACUUUGAAACGAGCAGGAUGUAGGAGCUGUUUUUGGGUAUCUUAUCCAGAGUUGCCACGAAUAUGUCGACCUGGGGACAGAAUUCUCAUUGAUAGAGGCAGCGUUGAGUUGCGAGUCGCUUGUGUCCGUGAGGCAUCCGUAGUUUGCAAAGUAGUAAAAGGAGGCAUGGUAAGGGAUGGAAAGCUGGUGCAACUAUUGGACAGCGUAGUUGAGUUGCCCCAGGUUUCGAAGAAGGACCAGGAACACAUCCAAUUGGCUUCCUUUCUAGAAUGUGACUUCGUUAUAAUAAAUCAUACGCGAAGUGAGAAGAUGGUGCAUACCAUUAAAACUGGCUUCGAAGAGAUGGGUAACACUAGAGUCUGCAUCAUUGCUAAGAUUUCUUCGCUGCAAGGUUUUGAGAAUUUCGAUGAGAUUCUGAGAGCAGCCGAUGGGAUACUUCUGGACAGAGCCAGCCUUGAGACCGAUGCUGGAAGUGAGAAGUUAUUUCUUGUCGAAAAGAUUGCUAUCGCAAAGUGUAUCAAAAUAGGAAAACCAGUUAUCUUAGGAUUCGACGUAUGCAAGGACGAAUCGAAUCUUGAUAUGAACUUGAUUGCGAAUGCAGUAUUGAACGGAGUCGACGCAAUCUUUCUCAAGACUGGAAGUUUGGAUGCGAAAGAGACGACUGAAUUAAUCAAAUCUGUGGACGUGGUGUGCAGGGAAGCUGAGAGCGCGCGAUGGCAGAAGGAAAUUUUCUAUGAACUUGGGAACAAGGUGCUGAUACCUGCAGAUCCUGCGCAGGCGAUUUCCAUAGGAGCAGUGGAAACCUCUUUAAAAUUGAACGCCGCCGCGAUCGUCGUCACGACGACAACUGGUCGCAGCGCUGUUUUGUUGUCCAUGUAUCGUCCUCGAUGCCCGAUUCUCGCGGUCACGCGCUAUGGAGUAGUUGCACGGUGGUUGCAACUUUAUUAUGGGGUCCAUCCAUUCCAUUACAAAAAAGAGCCAUUGUCUGACUGGAGUAAAGACAUAGAGGCGCGAGUACAGAGCGGUAUCGAUUCCAUGCGAAGGAAGAGGUACAUAAAAGUUGGCGAUGCGAUCGUCGUAGUCAGCACGUGGCGCGAAAACACAGGCUUCACGAACACCAUACGUGUAAUUUAUGCAACACCAGGACACUCGGAGAACGAAGUACCAGAUUUAGAAGUCUGUUGGUGAAAUGGUACCCUGAUUCAUCCAAAUGAAACACCGAAGUAAACAGUAAUUUCCUAAAAAUGAAUCAUUCAGGAUUUAAGCACCAUUUGCUCGCGUUUAAAUUACUUGGAUUAAUUAUCUGGAAUAUUUAACUAGUCUCCACGCAAAUGGCGCUUUAAUAUUUCUGGCCAUAUGUCGACGUUGAUAAUGCCCUUUUUUUCUAGCUAUUCGAGUCGACUGAUUCAAGAGUUUUUUGUUGAAC